Delphinapterus leucas (beluga whale) is the source of this 6066-nucleotide messenger RNA. It is a transcript of the gene SMC5, whose product is annotated as structural maintenance of chromosomes 5. Gene Ontology annotation, biological process: double-strand break repair via homologous recombination. Gene Ontology annotation, cellular component: Smc5-Smc6 complex; nucleus. Lineage: Eukaryota; Metazoa; Chordata; Mammalia; Artiodactyla; Monodontidae. Gene Ontology annotation, molecular function: single-stranded DNA binding; ATP hydrolysis activity. The record is from RefSeq and is a predicted model, not a curated record.
AGUGGGGCGCUGGAGCGUCGGAGCUGCGGGUCUGUGGGAACGGAAGCCACAGCCAGGAAGAGAGGCAGCCAGGAUGGCGACUACGAGCAGGAAAACGUCCACCCCAAGUCCCCUGGCCCCCAAGAGAGCUUUCCCGAGAGAUCCCUCGUCGGAAGUCCCGAACAAGAAAAAGAGUCCGGCCCCACCGGCGGCGCUGCCGCCACUGCCGCUGCAGUCGUCCGGGCCUUUCGUUGAAGGCUCUAUCGUCCGCAUCGCGAUGGAGAACUUCCUAACAUAUGAUAUCUGUGAAGUAUCUCCUGGGCCCCACUUGAAUAUGAUUAUUGGAGCUAAUGGAACAGGGAAGUCCAGCAUCGUGUGUGCCAUUUGCCUUGGAUUAGCAGGCAAACCUGCUUUCAUGGGACGGGCAGAUAAGGUUGGCUUUUUUGUGAAGAGAGGAUGUUCCAAAGGCAUGGUUGAAAUUGAAUUGUUCAGGACUUCUGGAAAUCUUGUAAUCACUCGUGAGAUUGAUGUGGCAAAAAAUCAGUCCUUUUGGUUCAUCAACAAAAAAUCUACAACUCAGAAAGUAGUAGAAGAGCAGGUUGCAGCCUUAAAUAUUCAAGUGGGCAAUCUUUGCCAGUUUCUACCUCAGGAUAAAGUUGGAGAAUUUGCUAAACUAAGUAAAAUUGAACUCCUUGAAGCUACUGAGAAGUCAAUUGGUCCUCCAGAAAUGCACAAAUACCACUGUGAACUCAAAAACUUCAGGGAGAAAGAAAAACAACUAGAGACCUCAUGCAAAGAGAAAACUGAAUAUCUAGAGAAGAUGAUUCAGAGGAAUGAAAGAUAUAAACAAGAUGUGGAGAGGUUCUAUGAACGUAAGCGACAUUUAGAUUUGAUUGAGAUGCUUGAAGCAAAAAGGCCAUGGGUGGAAUAUGAAAAUGUUCGUCAGGACUAUGAAGAAGUAAAACUAGCUCGGGACCGAGCGAAGGAUGAGGUCAGAAAACUUAAAGAAGGGCAGAUUCCUAUAACACAACGCAUUGAAGAAAUUGAAAGGCAGCGUCACAAUUUGGAGGCUCGAAUCAAAGAGAAGGCAACAGAUAUUAAGGAGACAUCUCAAAAAUGCAAACAAAAGCAAGAUGUUAUAGAAAGGAAAGAUAAACAUAUUGAGGAGCUUCAGCAGGCUUUAACAGUAAAACAAAAUGAAGAGCAUGAUCGACAGAGGAGAAUAAGUAAUACCCGCAAAAUGAUAGAAGAUUUGCAAAAUGAACUGAAGACCACAGAAAACUGUGAGAACCUUCAACCCCAAAUUGAUGCCAUUACAAAUGAUCUGAGACGAGUUCAAGAUGAAAAGGCAUUAUGUGAAGGCGAGAUAAUUGAUAAGCGUAGAGAGAGGGAAACUCUAGAGAAGGAGAAGAAGAGUGUGGAUGAUCAUAUUGUGCGUUUUGACAACCUUAUGAAUCAAAAGGAAGAUAAGCUGAGACAGAGAUACCGUGAUACAUAUGAUGCUGUUUUAUGGCUGAGAAAUAACAGAGACAAAUUUAAGCAAAGAGUCUGUGAACCCAUAAUGCUCACGAUCAAUAUGAAAGAUAACAAAAAUGCCAAAUAUGUUGAAAAUCAUAUUCCAUCAAAUGACUUGAGAGCUUUUGUGUUUGAAAGUCAAGAAGAUAUGGAGGUUUUCCUCAAAGAGGUUCGUGACCAUAAAAAAUUAAGAGUGAAUGCUGUUAUUGCUCCUAAGAGUUCAUAUGCAGACAAAGCACCUUCACGACCAUUGAAUGAACUCAAACAAUAUGGAUUUUUCUCUUAUUUGCGAGAGUUAUUUGAUGCACCUGAUCCUGUCAUGAGUUACCUCUGCUGCCAGUAUCACAUUCAUGAAGUUCCUGUAGGAACUGAAAGAACCAGAGAAAGAAUUGAACGGGUAAUACAAGAAACCCGAUUAAAACAAAUUUAUACAGCAGAAGAAAAGUUUGUGGUGAAAACUUCUUUUUAUUCAAACCAAGUUAUUUCUAGUAACACAUCCCUAAAAGUAGCCCAGUUUCUCACAGUCACUGUGGAUCUAGAGCAAAGACGACACUUAGAAGAACAGCUAAAGGAAAUUAAUAGAAAAUUGCAAGCAGUAGAAUCAGGGUUGAUUGCCUUACGUGAGACAAACAAACACCUAGAACACAAAGAUAAUGAACUUAGACAAAAGAAGAAGGAGCUUCUUGAAAGGAAAACCAAGAAGAGACAACUGGAACAAAAAAUUAGUUCCAAACUAGGAAGUUUAAAGCUGAUGGAACAGGAUACUUGCAACCUUGAAGAGGAAGAACGAAAAGCAAGCACCAAAAUCAAAGAAAUAAAUGUUCAAAAAGCCAAACUUGUUACUGAAUUAACAAACCUGAUAAAGAUUUGUACUUCUUUGCAUAUACAAAAAGUAGAUUUAAUUCUUCAAAAUACUACAGUGAUCUCCGAGAAGAACAAAUUAGAAUCAGAUUAUAUGGCUGCUUCAUCACAGCUACGUCUCACAGAGCAACAUUUCAUCGAGUUGGAUGAAAGUAGACAGAGAUUAUUGCAGAAAUGCAGGGAACUUAUGAAGAGAGCCAGGCAAGUAUGUAACCUGGGUGCAGAGCAGACCAUUCCUCAAGAAUAUCAGACAGCUUUCCAAGAUCUUCCAAACACCUUGGAUGAAAUUGAUGCUUUAUUAACUGAAGAAAGAUCAAGAGCUUCUUGCUUCACAGGACUGAAUCCUACAGUUGUUGAGGAGUACACAAAAAGAGAAGAAGAAAUAGAGCAAUUAACUGAGGAACUAAAGAUAAAGAAUGUUGAACUGGAUAAAUAUAGGGAAAACAUUUCACAGGUAAAAGAAAGGUGGCUGAAUCCUUUAAAAGAGCUGGUAGAAAAAAUUAAUGAAAAAUUUAGCAAUUUUUUUAGUUCCAUGCAGUGUGCUGGUGAAAUUGAUCUCCAUACAGAAAAUGAGGAAGACUAUGAUAAAUAUGGAAUUCGAAUUAGAGUCAAAUUUCGCAGUAGCACUCAACUACAUGAAUUAACUCCUCAUCAUCAAAGUGGAGGUGAAAGAAGCGUUUCUACCAUGUUAUACUUGAUGGCACUUCAGGAGCUUAAUAGAUGUCCAUUCAGAGUAGUUGAUGAAAUCAAUCAGGGAAUGGACCCAAUCAAUGAACGGAGAGUGUUUGAAAUGGUUGUAAAUACUGCUUGUAAAGAAAACACAUCUCAGUAUUUCUUUAUUACACCAAAGCUCCUGCAAAAUCUUCCUUAUAAUGAAAAGAUGACGGUGUUAUUUGUCUACAAUGGUCCUCAUAUGCUAGAACCAAACAGAUGGAAUUUAAAGGCUUUCCAAAGGAGGCGGCGCCGUAUUACAUUCACUCAGCCUUCUCAAUAAAAGUAAAGGGCAAGAACUUUGGGACUUUUCUGUUAAAUCCUGUAUAUAAGUGUGGCUCAACUGAAUAAAAGUUAGGAGAUUCAUUAAGACUAAAAGAUCAGUUAUUUUUGGAAACCCACUAUUAGAUACAAAUGGGUCGAUGAAAAGAGACCAUAAUAACUUCUUUUUGUGGAACAUCAUCUGGUAGUAAAAAUUAAGUCUUCUUGAGUCCUUAGCACUCUGACCAUAAGUCAUUGGGUCCCCAUUUUUAAAAGUAUUUGCUACUCAAAUCAAAGGUACAGUGGAAGGGCUUAUCAAUUACAAGAAGUUUAGUUGACAUGGUAACCCUGAGCUUUACUUGCAAAGUAGUUUUAACUACUUUUAGAGUCUAAAGAUGACUCUACAGCUUAAGCCACAGUUUCUCCCAGUGUUAUAUUUAAUUUUUAAAAUUUGAUAUGGAAAUGUCUAGUCUAAUGUAUAGUAAUAAUUUAUGGCAAAUCUAUUCAUUUCUUCCUAUUAAAAAGAUACCUUAUCUCCACUAGGAAAUGGAAUUUUAUGAGCCUUUAAAAAAAGUUGUAUGAAACUUGAUACUAUAAUUAUAUUGGUAUCUCAAAGAAGGGAAAAGUAUUGGGGUUCAAAAAUGGUAGCAGGACUUCUUUGAAAUGCCACAAGGUGGCCACUAGAUGAUGCAAAAAAUGCAACCAAAAGAUUGACAGAGAAUAAAAUCAAGUGCCAAGGGUUUUUAAAGAAUAACCCUGUAAAAUGUGGGUGAGGUUUUUUGGGUUUGGUGGUUUUUUCCUUUUUUUAAUUUAAAGUCAAUUGUAUUUUACAUCUUAAAUUUCUAAAGCAUUUUCUUAAUUAUUUUUAGUAAGAUUUUUCUUAAGAUUUCAUAUACUGGUUUCUACAGUUUAUAUUUGAAAUUUCUCAGUGUUAUGUAAAGAGUGAGGAAAAGUAUUGAUUUGUUUAAAACCAUAAUGUUUUUAGAAUCUAAGCUUAUAUAGGUCCUAAAACUUACAGUGUUGAUCCUACCCCAUUAUCUUAGAAAAUCUAGUUUCCUUUCAACGUGAAAGAAUUAGAUGAGAAAAUCAUUUAUUUAUCUCUGCGUUAUAUUAAUUAACAGUGCCAAAACAAAUUCUAUUCUUUUAAAUAUUGUAAAAUAACGGACGAGAUCAAGGACAUAUCUUUGAACAAUGGACUGGAUCUGUGCCGGUAAUAACAGAAUUAUUUUUUUGACUUGGCAGCUUGACUAAGUUGAAGAAUUGCAGUGAAUUUGGGUUUUGUAUGUUCUUAAAUAGCCACUGAAAUUAUUCUUGUUAGGUCAAAAAAUAAACCUCUUACUUGGACAUUUUCUCUUUAAAAAGCUAUUUUUUUCUUCAUAAAAUUUUUAAAAGAGCCUUCCCCUCUUAAACUAAGUCUAAUGCAUAUACUAUGAAAAUAUUUUAAAAUAACAUUUUUACUAGUGCAAACAACUCAUGUAAACCUUGAAAACCUUGGUAACAUAUUAGUAAAUGGAUGUUGUUACCAAAUGUUUUUGUUGUUUAAUACUUCGUUUUCCACCAAAGUAUCUUUACUAAUAUGUGCUUGGUGUAGUUUGUUUAUUGUCUGAGUUAGUGUCAGUCAUCUUAUUUCUGCAAAAUGAUUAUCAGUGUGAAAAAGAAGUUUGAAGAUUAGGUGUGUUUGAAAAUAAAAUGGUCAAACUACCUUUCAGUUUACAUAUGCCAAUAAUUAUUCCAUACCUUGUUUAUAAGCAUUUCUUUCUUUCUAGUGGACAAAUAUUUGGUUUUUACAUUGAAUGUUGACCUGUGAAGAAUAGUAAGUCUAGCGCAUUAGUCUCAGCCACUUGAAGCUUCACAUAUUUUCUGUAAAAGUUGAUUUUAAUUACAUACAAAUUGUAAAAACUUCAAGUAACAGUCUGAUUUGAUGAAUAAAAUAUUUAAAACCCUAAGGUGACAAGCAAGUAUUUUUAAUGACAAAAUCUUCAUUGAUUUGUGUAAGGAGAGAAAUUAAAAGGUUUUUAGCAUUAAGUAAAAGGAAAGAUUUCUUGCUGCUUUCUAAUUGUCUUGUGGACAUGUGCUUAUUUUCUUUGGAGUUUGAAUCUUUAGUGUGUAAAAAAAUAUAAUUUGAGGGAAUUCCCUGGUGGUCCAGUGAUUAGGACUCCACGCUUUCACUGCCGAGGGCCCGGGUUCAAUCCCUGGUCGGGGAAGUAAGAUCCUGCAAGCUGUGCAGUGCAGUGAAAAAAAAAAGUGUAAUUUUGUCCUGCUAUUGUGUGUGUGUGUGUGUGUGUGUGUGUAAUUGGAAAAAAACUCUCUGGGAAAUGCUACUUUGUUGCUAAUAAAUGCAUAUUUUCAUAUUCCUUUGGUGUAUGUCAUUUUAAAUGAGAACUGUUUUCAUAUACUUUGAACCUUCGUAAGAGUCAUUUUGGUUUUCAGAUUUGCUGAAAAGUUUAUUGAAUGCCUACCAUUUACAGAAGUGUUUGGCUGUCCAUGUUCAAAAGGAUAGAAAAUGUAGUCCCUUGUCUGCCUGCAAGGAAAUUAGUCUAAAUGAGUCAAGAAAUAAAAGAAAAAAAGGUUUAAACCACCUAAAGAAACCAGUUAUAAGGCAAGUAUAAAUAUUUUUAGGAUGAAACCUUAGAUGGCCUGCAAGAGAGCCUUGAAUAUGUCAUCUUUACUUAUGUGUCUAUGUAACUAGUUAAACUUCAGCCACUCUGUUACUCAAGAGGGGGAGGGUGAAUACUGGGG